Synchiropus splendidus (mandarinfish) is the source of this 4441-nucleotide messenger RNA. RefSeq names its product zinc finger, FYVE domain containing 28 (gene zfyve28). Gene Ontology annotation, biological process: negative regulation of epidermal growth factor-activated receptor activity. NCBI's taxonomy places the organism in Eukaryota, Metazoa, Chordata, Actinopteri, Syngnathiformes, Callionymidae. The record is from RefSeq and is a predicted model, not a curated record. Gene Ontology annotation, molecular function: metal ion binding. Gene Ontology annotation, cellular component: early endosome membrane. The coding region runs from base 310 to 3186 and encodes 958 amino acids. The transcript has 14 exons.
UGGGCGGUGACUGUGUCAACGUGACCGUCGUCAGUAACGCUGGAGCGGCUGAGAGAGCAGCGCGACGCUUGGUGCUCCAGUCUGGUCCCGGGCGGGGAGCGAACGGAAGCCUAUAUCCUGCGACCGUGAAGAUGGGACUACGUCUCCGGACGACUGCUCGGUCUGUGCCCGAAGACGUUGCGUUUCGUUCAGGUUCAACUUGCCGUGUUGUGUUCCGACGCUAGCCUAGCUUAGCGCCGACAGUGUCAGACACAGGUGCGGGAGACGAGAGAGGUGGGCUCGGUGACAAAGGAAGGUGGCGACGGGACGAUGAACCGCUUCCGAAAGUGGCUGUACAAGCCCAAGAGGACGGACCCACAGCUUCUGGCGCAGUUCUACUACGCGGACGAGGAGUUGAACCAGGUGGCCACGGAACUGGACAGUCUGGACGGCCGGAAAGACCCUCAAAGAUGCACGCUGCUGGUCAACCAGUUCCGCUCUUGCCAGGACAACGUGUUGAACAUCAUAAACCAGAUCAUGGACGAAUGUAUCCCGGGCAACCGAGCCAACAGAGACUUCUGCGUCAAGUUCCCCGAGGAGAUUCGUCAUGACAACUUGGCAGGGCAGCUGUGGUUCGGAGCCGAGUGUCUGGCGGCCGGCUCCAUCAUCAUGAACCGCGAGAUCGAGAGCAUCGCCAUGAGACCUCUGGCCAAAGACCUCACACGUAGCCUGGAGGAAGUGCGCAACAUCACCCGAGACCAGGCCCUGAGGGACCUCAACCUCUACACCGACCGAAUGAAGGAAGCACUGCGACACUUCGACGGCCUUUUUGCAGAGUUUGAACUCAGCUAUGUGUCCGCCAUGGUGCCUGUCAAGUCUCCCAAAGAAUAUUACGUCCAGCAGGAGGUGAUCGUUCUCUUCUGUGAGACAGUGGAGAGGGCGCUGAAGCUCGGCUACCUCACUCAAGACAUGAUCGACGACUACGAACCUGCACUAAUGUUUACAAUUCCUCGACUUGCCAUCGUCUGCGGACUGGUGGUCUACGGGGAGGGGCCCCUGAAUCUGGACAGGAAGUUUGAGGACAUGUCUGAGCUCUUCCGGCCCUUUCGAACCUUGUUGAAGAAGAUCAGAGACCUGCUGCAGACUCUGACCGAGGAGGAGCUGAUCACGCUGGAGAGGAGCUUGUGUAUCACUCAGGAUGGAGACUUACCGGCCGGGCCAAGUCUGUCCACGACACCAGGGCCAGAACUUGGGUCGUCCAGCAGCCAGAGUGACGAUGCCUCCUCAGUAGAGAGCGAGCGCAUGGUGGAAGAUCAGGUGGCCGAGGUGGAGAAGGGGUGGGAGGAGGUGGAGCCGGAGCAGGAGGAGCAGGACCUGCUGUGCGAGGAGGCGGAGGAAGCGGAGCUGGCCUGCUCCAUGCAGUACGACGAGGAGGAGCUGGAGCAGCUCAACAUGAUGGUGUACCGGGUGGGAGAUGAGAUGUCCACCCUGUUGUCGCCCCCCAGUGUGGGUCAGUCGCCAGCUCGUCGCUUGAAUAGGAAGGAGGUGGGAGGAGCCAGUGGGGCCUCCAGCUGCGAGGUGUCUCCUCUCAGGCAGCCGACGGGCCCGGGCAGGACCGGGGUGUAUGUGGAAGAGGAGGACCGUGUCUUCUUCAUGGAGGACCUGGAUGCAGCAGGAGAGGCCGCACGCGAUGCCUGCAGGUGCAGCAGUUCACCCGCCAAAGAAUCUGGUUCAGUUAAAACAGCGCUGAGAAACGGCUGGGGCCCUGAGGCCCCCACAGCGGACUCACCGUGCUUGCAGCCCCGGCGCCACAACGCCCGCUGUCUUAACGGUCCUGAGGCACUCUCGUACACCAACGGGUGGGAGGUGGGUCUGGAGGGCUCUGCCGCAGAGACCGCCGAAGUCAUCGCUCACCGCAUGGGAGGGAUGAAGCUGUCAGCCACCGUCAUCUUCAACCCACGCUCCCCCAGCCUCACCGAGCUGGCAGUGGACAAGCUGCUGCUGCCGCGGCCCGCCCCGUCCGAGGUGGAGCCUUGCGGCCCUCUGGUGGCCACUCACUGCCUGCUCAACUCCUGUGUGUGCUGCGGCACCUGCGACGAUGCCCACGACGACAUUAUCGCCACGGAGACCAGCGGCCUGGCGAGUCUGGCUCUUGGCCUGGACAAGCGUUCAGAACCAAACGCUGUUAUCCAGUCCUCAGCCAGACAGCUGCCUCCACAUGAGGCCUUCGGUAAAGGACAGCUCCCCCGUCUGUCCCCGCGCUGCUCUGGAGAACCAGCCGGUGGGGAGGGCCACUCUCAGCUGUGUGAGAAGUGCCUGGUGAUGACCCAGUGGCCAGGACGCCCCACUCUGGACCGCAGCCGAGGAGACGGAGUGUCGGCCUGUGGCCACCAGCAGAGGGCAGAGAAGAGGCCACCGCUCAAGGAACUGGACAAGCAGGCUGGUAAAGAGUCCAGACAGGAGACCAAAGAGGAAAGCAGGAGGAGCUCCAGUUUCCAGAACUCCCCGUUGAGCUCUGUGUCUGGCAGUGACUGCGACAGCGUGUCGGUCACCACCUGUAGCCUGACCAGCAGCGCCUACAGUCCCAGCCCCCUCAGCAGUCUCACUCCCAGCUCGGGGAUGUCCGAAGACCCGGAUCACCACGAGAUCCAGCUCGCCUUGCAGGACGCCAAGAUUGCCGCCAGGAACAAGAUCCGCUCGCGCUUCCACAGCAGCAGCGACCUUAUCCACCGUCUCUUUGUCUGCAUAUCAGGUGUUGCAGACCAGCUGCAGACCAAUUACGCCAGCGACCUGCGCAGCAUCCUGAAGACUCUGUUUGAGGUCAUGGCCACCAAGUGUGACCAGGCAGAGAAGGACAAGGAGAAGAAGAGCCCAGUCGUGCUCAGCUCGGUCCUGGAGGAUUGCGCCCUCUGUCAGGAGACGGUUUCGUCGUCAGAAUUGGCAGCUAAAGCUCGAGAGGGUCAGUUCGAAGAUCCUCCCGACUGGGUCCCAGACGAAGCCUGCAGCUGCUGCACCACCUGCAAGGCUCCGUUCACCGUCAUCCGCCGGAAGCAUCACUGUCGGAGCUGCGGGAAGAUCUUCUGCUCGCGCUGCUCCUCGCACUCUGCGCCGCUGCCGCGCUACGGUCAGGUGAAGCCGGUCCGGGUCUGCACUCACUGCUACAUGUUCCACGUCACACCGUUCUACAGCGAUAAAGCCGGAGUCUGACCCACGCCCCUUCACCGGGUCACCAGCAACACCACUGAGCGAGAGAGAGAGAGACACCAGAACAGAGUGGCGGGCAUCUCCGACGCCAGUCUGAGCCACUAUUGUGUCUCUCCGAACGAAAGACUUGUGUGAUGUUCCUGCAUCAGCGAGCUUCCUAAUCUUGUGCCAGAACUCCUGCUGGAGUCGGACUACUGACCUGAAUGUAAGUGACCUGUAAAUACCAGCCGCUGUCUUCUGCGGGGGGUCAGAAGUCACCCGGGUUCCGACCCCCUCUCGCUCCCCCCCCGCUUCUACUGAAUGUUACACUUCAGGCGACAACUUUGUUCACACAUCAGCAAUAAUCUCAUCCACCCAUCCCUCUCACCUUCGCAUGACCUCAUCUGUUAGCCCUCACAAGCUCCACCCCUCAAGGUCGCAAUGUGGACGACCUUUGACUUCAGAUGAUGAAUUGUCUGUUGACUGACUUGACACUUGCACACGUCGACCAUGAUGAGACGUUAAAAUCACACACUGACAGCCUCUGCUUUAACUGUGCGCACACACCGUUGUUGACACUAGAACACAGCAACGCUACACCUCGACCACACUACAGCACAACACACAGUACGGUAACACUGUUUAGCUGAGACACACGCAGUUCAACCACAUGCAGUCACACAACUGUACCAUAAAACACCUCGAUCCAGUUCUUGACCUCGAACACCUGUAGGCUUCUGAAUGUGACGCUUCAUCUCCGAGCCCUGUUGACCAUGCCAGUCGUAAUGAAAGGGACACUGCCGUCGCACAGAGUCGCGCCACUCACCCUGGCGUGACAUCUACGUCAUCCACUUCACUCACACCCAGAGGCCUUUCCCGGUGCCGACUGCGGAUGAUCGGCCGCCACAGUCCUCCUCUUCCUCACUCGCUCAUGUGAACGGAGGUUUUCAGACCUGAACUGCGGGGAGAACUUUUUAUCGCUCCACCCCCGUUUCCAUGACAACUGCAGCAGCAACAAUGUAAAACCUGCUUUGACAAGCAGCUUCUCAGGCAUCCCAUCAUCACUUUAUCUUCACAAGCAGAUGGUGUUUUCUUUUAUAAAGAACAGACAAAUGAAGCUAUUUUGUUUUGUCAGACUCAUGCAGUAACCAGAGAUCUUAACUGUUUCUUAUUUUUUAGACAGCACAUUUGCUUCCAUGACGAUGUUCAAAGAACGAUGUUGUAUAGUUUUAAAUGACGUGCAUUUGAAAUUGAAAUAAAUUAACAUUUCCUGGUUGAA